AUGUUUGGUGUUACCUCUGUUACAACUUUUAAUCUUUUAAGUAAAACCAAUUUAAAAAGUGCAAAGGAAAUUAUUGAUUUGGUUAAUGAAAUUAAAAAUUUACAAUUGGUAGGUCAUAUUAUUAAUUCAAUUCAGUUAACAAAUAAUAAUUCAUCAUCUUUUAAUAAUAAUCAAAAUGAAAUUAUAAUUCAAAAAUCAAUUACAACCAAAAAAAUUUUAACAAAUUUAAAAAAUAAAUUAUUAUAA
Molecule: messenger RNA, 246 nt
Organism: Dictyostelium discoideum AX4
Lineage: Eukaryota; Evosea; Eumycetozoa; Dictyosteliales; Dictyosteliaceae
Exons: 1
Coding region: 1-246 (81 amino acids)
Source: RefSeq, a predicted model, not a curated record